This is a messenger RNA of Trichophyton rubrum CBS 118892, 2811 nucleotides long. RefSeq lists its product as uncharacterized. The record is from RefSeq and is a predicted model, not a curated record. Gene Ontology annotation, molecular function: GTPase activator activity. Gene Ontology annotation, biological process: regulation of Ras protein signal transduction; mitotic spindle orientation checkpoint signaling. The coding region runs from base 1 to 2811 and encodes 936 amino acids. The transcript is spliced from 3 exons. NCBI's taxonomy places the organism in Eukaryota, Fungi, Ascomycota, Eurotiomycetes, Onygenales, Arthrodermataceae. Gene Ontology annotation, cellular component: SIN/MEN two-component GAP complex; mitotic spindle pole body.
AUGGAGUCCAGUAUGGACGCUUUAAUCAUGCACAAACCGAAUGAAACAGAGGUCGAAUGUUGGGAUGAUGAUGAGGACUUACACUGUGGUGAUGGCUUUCAGUUACGCACAGUCUCUGCUACCACGUCGGUUACAGGGUCUUCCGUUCGCCCGUCAGGCCAUCGUGACUCGAUCUCGUCUCGCCGCUCUUGGAGGUCAGACCGUGAUUCCAACUUGGGUGACGAUGAAAGCUGGCAGUUAUUGCUCAAUCCGAACGAUGACUCCCCUAACCAGGACGCAAUCGUGUCAGCAAAAAACGCUGGGAUACCCAUUCCGUCAGACAUACCAACUUCUGCAUUACUCGGAGGGUCAAUAAAGAGGCUGGGUGGCCGGAAACAGCGAGCCAUCGUGGGUGACGACUGGCUAGAGGAUCUUGACCUUUCAGCCUUUGAAGCAAGGCCCAAGGUCAAAUUAUAUCACGAAGCUACAGCACCUGACUCACUACUUCAUCUAGACUCUUUACCUGCUCCCAGCUUUGACAAACAGAUAGAUACCCAUCCAUUUGUUCUUCAUGAUCUUGUCAAAUUCCGUGACACAGAGGAGGACAUGUUGUUUGGCGACGUUUCCACCAUUAAAAUUACCAAAACUCGAUCCAACCAGCCUACAGUCCCGCCCUCGCGGCUAGAGUCGCGAGAAAAGGAUGACGAUUUUGAAUCUGAGCUAGUCCUGCCGGAGGAUGGUACACCCCUACGCCUCUCCCAGCGUCGAGACAUGUCCUUAACUUCUGAUUUCCUAACCGAUGAUUUUGACACCGAAUGGGCAGAAGGCAGUAUUGGUGUCCGUUUCGGAGGCACCCGAAGAGAUGGUCGCUCCAAUCGCAGCUCUUCUGUUGGAGCACUCAGCCCGAGCAUGUCCAGCUGCCUGACUAUCGAAAGUGAAGACGAUGGUAUCGAUGGUUUAAUACUUCCUGAUGGCCCCCUGGACCUUGAAAAAUCACUUCAGAAACGGGCUAAACUACAGUCACCACCCCCUAGCAUUCCGGAGACACCCACCGAACAACAAGUCACUCCCAGCAAUAAAGGCCCUAAACAUGCGGAGCCAAAAAACGAUGAUUUCUUUUCCGGCAUCGAAAUAGGGGAUGGCGAAGCCUUUGACGCUGGAAAGUUAACUCUUAACCGGAAUGUCAAACGAAGAAUUGAACCACCAUCAACUCCCCCUCGACGAGGAGCAACAAGCAUUACGUUUACCAACAAGGCUCCUGCCACUGGGACUCGAAUACCCCGACUCUCUGCCCAUGAAAGGCCGCACUCCACCUACCUGGAGCCUGUUUCCGAAAGUGGUGCCCCUGUUUCCCAAACACCAAGGCGUCCUCACUCCCGCUUAAGUGGGCAUGCAACCCAUUCAUCAUUAACGAACAUACCCUUAUCGAACUCUUUAGCAUCGAGCCUUUCACCGCCAAGUCGACGAGUAGUUGCGGCCAGACCCCCCAAAGAGGUUUUGCGAGGUGACCUUGCGAAUACCAACACCCAACUACUCAAAUCCAAACGUUCAACCCCCGUCAUGCGCCCUUCAUCAGGGAAUACAACUGCUUCCCAAACACAGAUUUCACCAUCCAGGCAGGCAAGCUAUAGUAAACCAGCGCCCACAUCCCGCCCCAAAACACCAGUUGAGCGUCACGCAACCGAGUCUCGUCUCCAUUCCCAACGCCGACCUCAGGUUCCCUUUCUCCCUGCAGGUGUAUCUCCUAGCCAAUCUCACCAUGUCAGUGUUAAAUCUAGUAGACAUUUCCGUCGAACUGACUCAGAAAGUUCGGGGGAUAUGCUUAUAAGGUCAACAUCCAGGUCUUCAAAGCGGACACGUUAUGACAGCUCUGGUCGCCCUAUCAGCUAUUCUGGAGAUACUAUUUCUGCCGCCGCAAAGCAAACUAUCACAAAACCAACUCGUCGGAAGAACUUUGGUGACGGCACGGAAUUAGACAUUUUUGAUGACCUUCCAACUUCUGCUUCUCUUGAAAGCAGAUUCAUGAAAGCCCCCAUCAAACGAGGUGCCCCCCGUUCUCUACGAAGCAAGUUAAGCCAGUCACACAUAAUUGCACCAAGGACAGAUACCCCAGUCCCAUCUUCAGGGCCCACAAGCCCACCAGUGCAAGACUCGACACCUCGAUUUGCACGAGACACAAAUGCAUCCAGGAAUGCACGUGAGCAACGCAUAACGUCAAUGGGUAGCAGCCUGCAUCAACUCACUUCAGUGAACCUCAACUGGAAAACCCAGCCUGCCACUCGGUCUCUGGCGAGCCCUUCACUCCCGCGGAGCCGUCACGGUCAUAAACAUUCCCUCAGCCGGCCCCAUCUCAUCAAACCAAUGGGCAAUGGGGUCCACGAUGCUAAAAAUGUCAAAGGGUCCCAGGUGGUUGGCGGAAUGGUAUUUGAUCCCCAACGAAUGUGCUGGCUUAAAGCUCCGGGCUCCCGACCAAGCAGCAAAUCUGGGCCUUCCCUUUCUGUUGAUGAAGAGGAAGACGUCUUUGCUGGCCUUGAUGAUCUCGAGGAUCAUCCACGAAAGUCAAUUACAGCUAUCUCCAGCGCCCCAUCCUCCCCCAGUUGUGUCGAGGCAGAUACCGCCAACCUGGAUGACAAAAGUGGAGGCGAGUCAUCAGACGAGUGGGCGAUCACAGAAGAGUUUGAUGUUGGGCCUGAGUUCAUCAGGCGACAGCGUGCUGAGGAAGAAAAAUGGAGGCGGAAAGUUGGCAAGUGGAUAAAUGAAGACCGAGCCAACCUGGGGGAUGAAUGGCGCUGGGCCAUUCGUAACCUAGUCUGCAAGGGCAAAGUUGGAUGA